This is a messenger RNA of Bubalus bubalis (water buffalo), 935 nucleotides long. It is a transcript of the gene VWC2L, whose product is annotated as von Willebrand factor C domain containing 2 like. NCBI's taxonomy places the organism in Eukaryota, Metazoa, Chordata, Mammalia, Artiodactyla, Bovidae. The transcript has 2 exons. Gene Ontology annotation, biological process: negative regulation of BMP signaling pathway. The coding region runs from base 540 to 935 and encodes 131 amino acids. Gene Ontology annotation, cellular component: AMPA glutamate receptor complex. The record is from RefSeq and is a predicted model, not a curated record.
ACAGCAUGCUGUUGCUGAUUUUGAUCCUCAGAGCCUAGCCAAAUCACCUCUACUGCUGUAUCAAACACUGUGUAAGUGAACUCAUGUGUGGAGGAGGCAUAAUCAGCUGGGAAAUUUCAUAGAAGGAUCUGGGAAAAGGCUAAAAAUAAGUUCAACAUGAUUCUGCUCCUGGGGUCUGGAUUGCUACAGGACCAGCAUUGCUUCUUGCUUUGAAUUCUGAAGACAGGUCCAAAGCAUAUUUCUUAUGUGUGUGUGCUGUGUUUCUCUCUGGAAGGGCGGGAGACUGCUUCUUGACUGUGUUUUGAAAUGGGAGGUAGAAUGGAUUGCCUUUAAUUCAAGCCUGAAAAAUGUAUUCUUUGGAUAAUUAAAGAGAAACUGCUUUCCUAACACAAACGUGAUCUUUUAGUUCGUAUUGGUCUGUGACCCCCACCACCACCAUUUAACCUCCAGAGUGAUUAGCUUGCCCCUCUUGUAUUCUCAUGGAAGGAGCUGAGUAUAUCUAAUAUUAGGAGAACAUCCAGAAGCCGUUGAGGAGGGGGAUGGCUCUUCAUAUUCAUGAAGCUUGCAUACUGUUAUUGGUCAUCCCCGGAUUGGUCACCUCUGCUGCCAUCAGUCAUGAAGACUAUCCUGCUGAUGAAGGUGACCAGACCUCCAGUAACGACAACCUGAUUUUUGAUGACUAUCGAGGGAAGGGGUGUGUGGAUGACAGUGGCUUUGUAUACAAGUUGGGAGAAAGAUUUUUCCCAGGGCAUUCCAACUGCCCGUGUGUCUGUGCUCUGGAUGGACCUGUCUGUGACCAGCCAGAAUGCCCUAAAAUUCACCCAAAGUGUACUAAAGUGGAACACAAUGGAUGCUGUCCUGAGUGCAAAGAAGUCAAAAACUUUUGUGAAUAUCAUGGGAAAAAUUACAAGAUCUUGGAGGAAUUUAAGGUAUGA